This is a messenger RNA of Parastagonospora nodorum SN15, 198 nucleotides long. RefSeq lists its product as hypothetical. The record is from RefSeq and is a predicted model, not a curated record. The transcript has 2 exons. Lineage: Eukaryota; Fungi; Ascomycota; Dothideomycetes; Pleosporales; Phaeosphaeriaceae. The coding region runs from base 1 to 198 and encodes 65 amino acids.
AUGGGACGCGGUGCUUACGACAACACCGAUGCUUCUCAGCCGAGGUCUUCCGCAGCCGCGAGCGCAAUCGACGCUCACCACGCCAAACAAGCAAGGAGCCAAGCGGCUCGAAGAGCAGCUAAAGAGCAGAAGCAAGGCGUGUCCGACGCUAGCAAGGACACUUCCAAAGCCGAUCAGGAGCACACUGGCCAGAAAUGA